AUCAAGUCUUCAGGUGAAACAUUUGAUCCAUAAUCCCAUUGCCAUUGAUCUUACAAACCCUCGAAUCAAAAAGGAUCAACACCCUAGAUUGGUAUAUAUAUAUAUGUAAAAUCAGUUGAGUUCAUUCAGUCUUAGAGCAAUCUACAGCACAUGAACUAUAACACAAACAGCGAUAAACAACAAACAAGCAGAUAUUAAAGUAAAGUUUGAAACAAAUAAGAGAAGAAAAUAAAAUGGAUAACUACACAACAGAGUCUCUCUUAGAUGUCUCAUCAUAUCACUAUAGCAACAACUGUCUCAUGGAGUAUGUGUCACCUAGCAACCAGGACAACAUCACUGAUAUGAACAACACUCGCUGUGGAUCUCUUCUGAGAGAAUCUGUUGACAGUGACAUCAAUUUGGACUUCAUGUACCCACUACAAGAGAUGAAAGUGUCUGACCUUGCUGCCGUGUUCUUGGAUGAGGAGACUGGUUACCGGGAUAACGCACCUCUUGUAUCUACUACGCCAGCUGAACAAAUGGGCCCGAUCAUCCACACUUGUGACACUCGUCACAGUAAUUCUUUAAUGGAUAUCACACCAGCAAUGGACUAUAACAGCCUAACACCAAACGUGGAUACAACUCUACAAGAUAUCACACCCACCAUCCAAGCCAACAUGAAUGACACUCUGUACCAGAAUAUGGUAGAUGACAUCAACAGAGAAAAUACCUGUGAUAUCCCAAUCUUGGAGCCACAUCAGUAUAAUACUGGCUCCAGCUCCCAGUGCUCUGCUGAUAACACACUCCAGGAUAUCACCCCCACGCUCUACUCCACCGUGAAUGACUCCAUCCUCAGAGACAUGGUAAAUGAUCUGAACACUGACUCUCAAAAGGCAUCACCAAGCUUCAAGUCUCCACUGCCAAUGAAACCAAGUCGCAAACCACGUGCCUGUGUCUCCAAGGACAAGACUGCGCUCAAAUGUACCUACUGUGGAAAGAGAUUCACAAACCGUGCCAAUUUCACAAACCACAUCAGGGUCCACUCUGGGGAGCGACCAUACUCCUGCAACAUCUGCCACAAGACAUUUGCCCAGAGUGCCACCCUCAAGACACAUGCCAGGACCCACACAGGCGAGAAGCCAUUCAGCUGUGAGUUCUGUCGUCGUGGCUUCAGUGACUACUCUACCUACUCCAAGCAUGUCAGGACCCACACUGGUGACAAGCCCUACAAGUGUGACACCUGCCCUGCUGCUUUCACCCAGUCUGGGAACCUGAACCGACAUCAGAAGAUUCACUUGAAGGGAAACACCAGAAAGUCCAAAUUCAUGAGAUAAUCUACUAUACACAAUGGACAUUGAAUAUUUAUACACUAACUUGUGUAAUGAAAUCAUUUAAUGCCAAAUUCAAUGAGUUGCCAAAUCUCGUUUUUAUUUCUAUGUGACAAUUUUCAAUCAAAUGCAUUGGUAUUUGUUCAAAGAACAUGUUUACUUAUUUAUAUAUUUUGUUUAUAUCUUAACAGAGUUCAAUAUUUGAAAUAAAAAAAUAAAAAUAAUCAUCUGUUUUGUCAAUUAUUAAGAUGAAAGUGUGUGGGAUUAAACAACCAAAAUAAGAACUAGAUAACAGCGACACAAAGGCAUAGCAAAUCCCAUCAAACAGCUAAUGUCAGUUUCAGACAACACUGCUAGAAAUUAUGUCUCAAAAUGGCUAAAAGAUAAUGUGUCAUACUUGCAAGUAUUUACAUAGUCCCAAUAAAUAUCGACAAAAUCAUUUUACCACCAUUUUGCAAGUAGCUGC
This is a messenger RNA of Owenia fusiformis, 1773 nucleotides long. The record is from the annotation of a GenBank genome assembly. NCBI's taxonomy places the organism in Eukaryota, Metazoa, Annelida, Polychaeta, Sabellida, Oweniidae.